GCUAUUGCAGUCAUUCCGAAGUCGACGUUACCCCCCGUUACGCGCACUGCGUAGCGCCUUAAAUGCCAAGUACACUCUUAUUCGUUUCGUCAUUGACUGGAGUAACUAUUUAAAUAAGGUGCAGUGGGUACAUAGUGCUAAAGGUGAUGAAUUUCUGAUAAAUCAGCCGAGUGUGCCAGCGCUUGUGGGAAUACUUAUACUUAGGUCAGGACAAAUGCCGAGUUACUUUAUGCUUCGGCACUCGCACUUUUUGUAAUUGAAUCGGCUCGUGAUAACAGACUGUAGGGAAGAAGAGCGACUGAAAGAUGGGGGCUGUCAGCGCCAUCCUUUUCGUUUUCAUCGGUUGCUGUAGCAACGUCGUGUUCCUCGAACUGUUGGUCAAAGAUGAACCGGCUUGCGGGAACAUCAUCACGUUUUUCCAGUUCCUCUUCAUCGCAGUGGAAGGCUUCGUAAGCGUCACGAACUUCGGCCAGACUAAAAAUGUCAUUCCAAUCAAGGAAUACCUCAUCCUAGUCUUCAUGUUCUUCACCGUCAACGUCACCAACAACAUGGCCUUCGGGUUCAAGAUAUCCAUGCCACUGCACAUCAUUUUCAGGAGUGGAGGACUCAUUGCGAGCCUGAUCAUGGGCGUGUUAGUCCUGGGCAGGAAAUACACCAGGACGAAGUACGCCUCGGUUCUCAUGAUCACGUUAGGGACCAUCAUCUGCACGCUGGCCUCGGCGGAAAACUUGGACGACGAAGAACAAGUGGCCGAGGGAGGCGUGUCCAGCUUCGUCACAUGGAUGAUGGGAAUCGGAAUUCUGACCUUCGCGCUCUUCAUGUCGGCCAGAAUGGGAAUAUUCCAAGAGCUGCUCUUCACCAAAUACGGGAAGCAUCCGAGAGAAGCCCUCUUCUAUAUUCACCUGAUGUCUCUCCCUGGCUUCAUCCUGACGGCCGGAAGCAUCGCUGACCACGCCUCCAGGUUUACGAACUCGGAGCCCCUGAUGUUCUUCAUCGACAUACCCAUCCUGUCGGUCCUACCCAGACUGUGGGUAUUCCUCGCUGGCAACGUCGUCACUCAAUUCUUAUGUGUAAGCUCCGUGUUCCGCCUGACAUCCGAAUGCAGUUCCCUCACUGUGACUCUGGUUCUGACACUGAGGAAGUUUGCGUCUCUGGUCUUCUCCAUCAUCUACUUCCAGAACCCCUUCACCUUCUACCACUGGGUGGGGACCGUUCUCGUCUUCGCUGGAACUCUCCUCUUCACGGGGGUCAUAGGGCCUGCGGCAGCGCCCUCAGUUGAACAGAAGACAUCGGACGCUGAGCAUGACAAGGAAGAGUGAUGGAUGGUUCUAGGAUACUUAAGAUUGGUAACACAUUGUGGACAGUAUUGCCAAUUCUUCACCGAUGAAAGACAUGACAGCAUGAGAGUGAAGUUUAUCCUGAUGAUUUGUUGAUAUUUUGCACAAUAAAGUUUAUUCUUAAUACAA
This is a messenger RNA of Macrobrachium nipponense, 1466 nucleotides long. Its product is annotated as UDP-xylose and UDP-N-acetylglucosamine transporter-like. Gene Ontology annotation, molecular function: UDP-xylose transmembrane transporter activity; UDP-N-acetylglucosamine transmembrane transporter activity. The transcript has 8 exons. Lineage: Eukaryota; Metazoa; Arthropoda; Malacostraca; Decapoda; Palaemonidae. The coding region runs from base 306 to 1319 and encodes 337 amino acids. The record is from RefSeq and is a predicted model, not a curated record. Gene Ontology annotation, biological process: transmembrane transport. Gene Ontology annotation, cellular component: endoplasmic reticulum membrane; Golgi membrane.